AUGAGACGCAGCCGAAGUCGCGAACAAGCACUUGCGAUUCUGAUGGGCGAGCUUGAUCGACUGAUCCAAGUUGCUACACCCACCAAAUCAUUAGUAUUGGCUGUGGACGGUCCACCUGGGGCCGCCAAAUUGGCCACCCAACGGCGAAGGCGGUACAGCACGUAUGUUCGAAUCAGCUGGAAACUAGAACACUUUGAAAAGUUGCGUCUUAGCAAGAAAGAACGGCAAAAACGAAAGCGUUCCUUCAAGCGAGAGCUCGACAGUAUUGAGAUUACACCAGGGACUGACUUUAUGAAAUCAAUGGAAUCUGCCUUGGUCUAUUGGGCGUGGCAAAGGCUCAUGCUUCGCGACUCGAAACUAAAAGGUGUAGAUAUUUACAUCAGUUCUAGUGCUGUACAUGGAGAGGGAGAAAUCAAACUGAUGGAUUGGGUCUGGGAGCAUGGACCGUUUUCCCCAAAUUCAAAUGUCUAUUCCAAGCGCAAACCAAAAGACCGGCACGAAAGUAUAUGCUUCCUCGGAGACGACUCAGAUCUCCUAUUGGAGGGAAUGGUUAUCCCGCCAAAUUUUGCUCACAAUGUGUUUGUUGUACGACAGCAACGUCAGAACCAUUUUUGCAUUUCAUUGUGGGAAACCACACGGACGCUUGCGGAAAGAUUGCCGUCUUCGUCGCUGAAGAGCCCAAUUGAGAAAACCCGCCAGAUUUUCCAAGCACGGACAGACUUUGUCCUGCUCAUGAUGAUGAAUGGCAACGAUUACCUUCCACGCUUACGAGGAGCACGGGGAUUUUCAAGGCUUUUGUCGAUGUACAUGAAAGUCUUGGCCCAACAUCCAACAUCUGGACUCAUUGAGGCAAACUCGUUAGAGCUGCAGUUGGAUUUCUGUAUUGAUUUUUUUCAAGAAGUUGCGGACUCUAUUCCACUAAACGAUCGCAAUUUCGGCAAUGAUGAUGACGAGGACGACGACGAGGAUGACGAUGACGAUGACGAUGCUCAGCGAUCGCGAAAGACUCCACUUGGAGAGGUCAAUACCAUGAUGGAUUCUGGAUUCUUACCAAAGCCAGCGGAAUUCAGUGUGCUCCAGGAGAUAACUACAAAUGGUCAUACAUCGAUUGAAAAUGGGGCGGACGAAGGCGACAGUACUCUUGUUCUUGUGCGCAUGACCCUUGGCGAUGUCGAUUCUGACUCAUUCCUCGAAUAUGAGGUUUGGCAUGACCCAAACGAACCAUACAAAGUUGCAAAACAGCAGUUAGCAGCAAUGGCAUUGGAUGCUUUUCUUGGAACUGAUUAUGCUGGUGGAACCGAUAGCUUUGAUGCCGAGGGUGGAAUAACCAACAGUGGCUAUGCGUGGGAAAUUGCCCAAGCCAUUGAAGGGAACGUCGACACGUACUUGGGUGGACUGGUAUGGAACUUGCAAACAUAUCAAGAUGGCAUUUGCGUGGAUUAUGGGUACAACUAUGGGCGCCGCAUGUCACCAACGGCACAAGAAAUAGUGGACUUCCUUUCUGCUGCAAAGAAAGAAGGACGAUGCGUUGGAAAAUUGCAACUUUUCGGUGACGAUGACAAGACAUUCCGUGGCCCGAUCUCAGCCGGUCUGUCAUGUCUAGCAGCAUUACCUUCUGAGAUCAACUCCAUUGUACCAAGACCAUAUCGGGACCUACCCCAUGACGAAGUCGAAAGUUUCUACGAACAGUGCAUGGAUCCCACUGAUAAUGUUUUCGAUCUCAAAAAGUUUGAAUACCUUUGUGAAGAGAGGCUUUCCAGUAUGGACCAAAUACCCGAAAAUGAUAAGCAAGAUAGUGCUAUGGAUAAUCCAAAGUAUACCGAGGACACCCAAAGCUGGGUUGUCCUAUCCAAGUCGAAGUAUUCUCAGAAGCGUUCAUUCAAGCCACCACAACCUCCGACAAAAAGAUUUGGUCAGCUCUUUGAAAACAAAUCUAUCAAGAUCAGUCACGUUGCUGCUUCUCCGCGUCCGCGUACACGAGCGUCUUGGGGACACAAAUUGGCAACAAUUAGUCAUCCUUAUGGGAAAUUAGCCGCUGAUGGUGACGAAGACAUUGAGCAGUUGUUGCAGCAAUCCGAAUCGAUCUUUGCUCUAGGAUACAAAGACGGUUUUCAAUCAAGAAAAAAGCGCGAUGAGCAGGCUCUUGAAAAGCCCAAGAAAAGGGCACCAUCGGCAUCGCUCGUUGAUAGAAUGAAAUCCUACGAAGUGGAAUCCAUACCAAACGAGAUGCCAAAAAACAAAAUUGGUCAAAGCCCAAUUGAGAUUUUGAAGGCUCUCGCUGACAUUGGAAUGAUCGGAGAUUUGAAACUUGAUAUGACUAGGCCAUCUCCAACUGAUUUCGCAGCCUUCGAUCCUGAGGCCUUUGAACUAACUACGCUUUCGAUUCAAUCAAGUGAUGAGUCAAACAGUGUCUUGAAGGAAUCUUUUGCUUUAAGUUUGGAUCGUGAGAUCAACACGUAUCCUCGAAAAAUUGUCAAACAUCAACUAGGUUCUAUGGCGCUGAAUCGAUUGACUGGAUCAAAACUUGAUUGGUCAAAGUCAUCAAUAAAAGAUGUCAAGCUUCACUUGAUGAACGAGUCAGGAUUGAGAAACAUUGCGAAGGGAAGUAAUGUCGAAGAUUGGACAGAUCCAAUCACUACAAAAGAUGGUUCAACCGCAGUCGAGUGCCUGAAGCAGCUUCGAGAUAUCGAGAUGAUUGGAAAAACUCGGUUUCUGACAAGAAAAAGUCCUCCAAAUUCAGAAAUCAUGCAGCUCAUUGUCAAGCGGGCGCAAAACAAAAGCAAGGGAAUUUUGAAAAAGGACUUGUCCUACGAACAUACUCGGGAUUUUCAAACGCAAACAAAGCGAAUUGUGAAGCAGCGGCUGGCGUCGAUGGCUCUUGCUGAUAUUGCUGGAUCAAAAAUCAAGUGGAACGAUUUGACAUACCCUGAACUGCGCGACUUGUUGAUGGAGAAAUCGCAAGCCACCAAAUUUUCUCCUCCCACUUCCAAAUGA
Molecule: messenger RNA, 2994 nt
Organism: Cylindrotheca closterium
Lineage: Eukaryota; Bacillariophyta; Bacillariophyceae; Bacillariales; Bacillariaceae
Source: the annotation of a GenBank genome assembly